Molecule: messenger RNA, 1288 nt
Organism: Neoarius graeffei (lesser salmon catfish)
Lineage: Eukaryota; Metazoa; Chordata; Actinopteri; Siluriformes; Ariidae
Exons: 3
Coding region: 233-1288 (351 amino acids)
Source: RefSeq, a predicted model, not a curated record
GAGAGAGAGACGUAUAAAGACAAAGGAACACGGCGUCGUUUCCAGAAAUAUCUGCGUUCACAAGGAUUCACUGGAAACGACCCAAAACGCUGUAGUACAUAUGCCAGGCCUGUAUGUGGCGCUGUGACGCCGCCACACCAAUACACUAAACCCGGAAGCGAAGCCAUGGAGCAUGCGUAAAAGUUCACGCGCUGUUUUACAAACAAGCUCAUAACCCGAGAAGAGGGCGAGCAUGGCUAGCGCGGCUCCGAGAGUAAGAGUCGAGGCUUUUAUGUGGACCGACAGUGAAGUGGAACUUCUACUGCGUGUCACAUUGGACUAUAAAACAACUAAACUGCAGGAAAAUGUCGACUGGGAGUCUUGCCACUCCAAGUACUCCGACAUUAUGGAGGCGUUUCAGGCGCAGUAUCCGCAGAGCCCAGUGGAGCAGGAUUUCCCCCAUGAUGCCAAGAGCGUCACAAAGCCCCAGGUUAGCUCCAAGUUAAAAAGUAUCCGGACAAAAUACAGGCGGGCGGUGGAGACAGGGCGCCGCAGGGGCCUCGGCCGUGUGCUUCUGCUCUACUCUAAGCUGUGUGAGGAGAUCUGGGGUGGGUCGCGUGCUGCAAGCGCCAUCGACGCCGGUAUCGAGACUGCUGACAUGGAAGAAGAGCCGUCGACACGAACUUCUCCGGCAAAGGAGCUGCCUGGCGAUUCAAUCCAGUCAUCCAGCGCACCCGGAAGUCUGCCUUCUGCGGCUAUAAAGCAGCGCAGGGAUUCGCUGCAGGCAAGGCUAAACAACCACAGAGGGGGCAGGCUGAAACGAAGACUAACAGGUGACCAAGCAGCCCUAGAGGACCUUCAGAUCAAGCGGAAGAUGUUGGAGCUGAUGGAGCAGUCCUCUAAAAGAAACGCAGAUGUCAUGCAGAAAAUUAACACAAACAUUGCAAACAUUACAAACUCCAUACAGGAGAACUUCUCACUGGUGAGAGAAGGGAUGCUCCAGCCUGCCUACCCCCACAGCAGCAGUGGAUUUGGACAACACCAACACACACUUAUGCGCAUGGCACCACACCCCGCUACAGCGGCCGUUCGAGAGGUGGGGGACAGAGAGACUCACAGUAUAAAGACCGAGAGAGAGGUGGGGGACAGAGAGACUCGCAGUAUAAAGACCGAGAGAGAGGUGGGGGACAGAGAGACUCGCAAUUUAUUUCCCUUUAUCCUGAUAAUCAAUUGUGUCAUAGACACAGCUGAGAGUCAAACACACGACUCGGACAGACAGACAGCUCAAGGACUGAAGAAAACCAACUGA